GCCAUAAGAGGGGUAGCGAACGCCCUUCCUCUUCCUAGGCAGGUGUCAGAGCUCCAGGGGACAGAGCGGACGCAGUGCAGGCGCACAACCCUGCAUUCCAGCCACUCCUGGGACUCCCAGUGUCUCGCCUAGGAAGGGCAGCACAGAUAUCUCGGGCCUGGACUCUGCAUGGUGUCAACACAGAGGUCCCAGAGAGUGAAUAACCCAAUACCCUCCGAUUUGAAAUCAGAAGCAAAAAAAGCUGCUAAAAUAUUAAGAGAAUUCACAGAAAUAACUUCCAGAAAUGGACCGGAUAAGAUCAUCCCUGCUCACGUGAUUGCCAAGGCCAAGGGCCUCGCCAUUCUGUCUGUGAUCAAAGCGGGGUUUCUGGUGACUGCCAGAGGCGGCAGCGGGAUUGUCCUGGCCCGGCUCCCGGAUGGAACAUGGUCCGCGCCUUCGGCCAUCGGGAUUGCUGGACUAGGCGGGGGAUUCGAAGUCGGAGUCGAGGUAUCAGAUUUGGUGAUCAUUUUGAAUUAUGACCGAGCAGUAGAAGCUUUCGCAAAAGGCGGUAACCUCACGCUUGGAGGGAAUUUCACUGUGGCUGUUGGGCCCUUGGGAAGGAAUUUAGAAGGGGACGUUGCCCUGAGAAGUCCCGCUGCCGUCUUCACCUACUGCAAAUCCAGAGGACUCUUUGCCGGCGUUUCUCUGGAAGGGAGCUACCUGAUCGAAAGGAAAGAGACCAAUCGAAAGUUUUACGGCCAAGAUGUUCGCGCUUAUGACAUUUUAUUUGGGGAUAUACCGCGGCCAGCUCAGGCAGAAGACCUUUACGAAAUCCUUGACUCCUUCACUGAAAAGUACGAAAGUGAAGAAGGACAAAGCAACGUGAGGCGAGCAGCACAGGAGCAGAAGCCACCUAUGAGAGAACUACCCCCCAAACCACCACGGCCUCAGCAAUUACCUGCAGCUGCCCCGCCAAACUCUGACUCUAAAAGUACCAGAAACGAACAUAAACUCUAUCCUGGACUUUCUGGCUAUCAUGAGCAAACUGGCAGUUCAAGCCCACUGGCAGAAGUGACAGCGCUGUAUUCUUUUGAAGGACAACAACCAGGGGAUUUGAAUUUUCAAGCUGGAGAGAGAAUCACUGUUACAUCGAAAACGGAAUCGCGCUUCGAUUGGUGGGAGGGAAAGCUUCGAGGUCAAACUGGCAUUUUCCCUGCCAACUAUGUAGCCAUGGAUUAGUUUAUAUUAUUUUCUUUUUGAGGAUUACCAAAAAAAAAACCACAAAACACAAAAAACAAAAAAAAACACUGCUACACUGACAGGGCUUACUACCCAACUAAGCAGCUAAGGGAUGUUUAAUAUAAGUUUAAAAUACUUUUCUACAAAUCUUUAAUCUGGUAUGAAAAAGAUUUUGCUUAUAUGUAGAAAGAUAGCUUACAUAUUCUUAAAUACAUUGUACUAAUUGCAGCCACACACUACGUCAUAGUCAGUAUCUUCUAACUCGCGUGGUCAUGGCUCCUCCGUGUUCACUUUUAAACAUCUGUGUAUAUCAGUACUUCAGUCUGAGAGUUCGGGCUAGAGCUGUGACUGUCAGAUCACGCGUUUCUAUUUGGAAAGUGGCUAGAGAAAAAGAAAUCCCUUAGGAGUGUUGAGUAAGUCUUGGAGUUAUGGAAUAAGAAUCCUUUCUGAUUAUCUUCAUACCUUCCGCAUCUGCAUCUGUCUAAUGAGCAAUAGGCUUUGAUUUCUCCCAGCUCUGGAGGCUGGAAAUAUUAAACUUUCACAGCAGAAACGAAUCACUAGGUCAGCGUGACCACUGCACGUUAGCAACUAUGCUUUCAGUCUCUUGUUCAUGGAGCUCGGCCUGCCCGCUUCUAGCAGUAGAAUCCACGUCGGUGGCCUGUUUGCAUUGCUUGCGAAUAAAUGUUUAAAGAAUGCUUGCUAAAG
Messenger RNA from Tupaia belangeri chinensis (Chinese tree shrew), 1923 nucleotides. RefSeq names its product SH3 and SYLF domain containing 1 (gene SH3YL1). Lineage: Eukaryota; Metazoa; Chordata; Mammalia; Scandentia; Tupaiidae. Gene Ontology annotation, molecular function: protein binding; phosphatidylinositol binding. The coding region runs from base 169 to 1218 and encodes 349 amino acids. Gene Ontology annotation, cellular component: ruffle membrane. The record is from RefSeq and is a predicted model, not a curated record. The transcript has 11 exons. Gene Ontology annotation, biological process: regulation of ruffle assembly.